AUUUUGUAAUUACUUAGGCGUCUGAAUCGAGGACCUUCAAACAGGCAGCUGAUGAUACUGCCAGCAGGAACACUUUAGAAUAAGAAAGAAAUUAAUAAUAAGACGGUAUUUCGGUAUUGGACGAUGCUUGUUUUUAUCGUAAUAAGUUCGAUUUAAUGAAUGUCAGUUUUAUGAUGUGGGAGAAAUGUGCGGAUCUAUGAAGUCAGCGCUGUAGAUGAAGAUCAUGGCGUUUCAGGAGGGAGAAUCACUCGAAUCCUGGCUCAACAAAGCCACACACCCGACAAACCGUCAGGAAGACUGGGAAUACAUAAUCGGCUUUUGUGAUCAGAUCAAUAAAGAGUUAGAGGGUCCUCAGAUUGCUAUUAGACUUCUCGUUCAUAAAAUUCAUUCACCACAAGAAUGGGAAUCUCUUCAAGCUCUUUCAGUACUGGAAGCUUGUAUGAAGAACUGUGGACGGAGAUUUCACAAUGAAAUUGCCAAGUACAGGUUUUUAAAUGAAUUGAUCAAAGUGGUUUCACCUAAGUACAUGGGUAACCUCACCUCAGAAAAGGUGAAGACCAAGGUCAUAGAGGUCUUGUAUAGUUGGACAGUAGCGUUUCCUAAUGAAACCAAGAUAUCAGACGCUUACCAAACACUGAAGAAACAAGGACUUGUGAAGACAGACCCAGAACUGACUGCAGAUAAAGCUCUCAUCCCGUCUCCUCCUGCACGGCCCAAAAAUCCUGUAUUUGACAAUGAGGAUAUGGGGAAGUUGUUGUCUGAACUCCUGAGGAGCAAAAACCCAGAAGAUCUUCAGGAGGCGAACAGACUGAUCAAAAACAUGGUGAAAGAGGAUGAAGUCAGAGUACAGAAGAUAACCAAACGCAUGAACACGCUGGAGGAGGUCGACAACAACGUGAAGCUCCUGGGAGAAAUGUUGAGUCAGUACAACAAAGAGCGCUCGACAGAUGCCGACCGUGAGCUCCUCAAGGAUCUGUAUGACCGCUGUGAUAAACUCAGACGCACGGCGUUUAAACUGGCCACUGAAGCGGAGGACAACGACAACAGUUUAGGUGACAUUCUGAAGGCAAACGAUGAUUUGUCGAGAGUAAUAAACUCAUACAAACACAUUGUAGAAGGACAGCCAGCUGACAGUGAGAUUGACCGGAUCAGACCGGCAGCCAGUGAAGCACCCGAGACCACAGGCCCAUUGAUUGAUCUGGCUGGUUUGGAUGAAAUUUCCUCUCCCCCCACAGUUCCUCCUCCUCAUGUGUUCUUAACCGAACCCAUUUCUGCUUCUUUCCCUGUGCUGCUGCCGCCUCCUCGUCGAUUGGUUGAAGGUCACGCCAGUGAAACCGGCAGCCCCAGUCAUAAACCCCCUGAUCAACAAACCUCUCUCUCCCUACUGGACGAUGAACUCUUGUCUCUUGGGUUAAAUGACCUGCCCCCUGUGCCAAAUAGACCAAAUUUGGAUGAAUUAUCGAGUCAAUGGACUUCCUUACAGGCUCCUGAAACGGGUCUGGAUCUGUUUGGAAGUUUCACAGGUUCGACCUCUCAUACACCUGCACCUAUACCUGCACCAACUUCACACACUCCUGCUGUCAAUCAGUGUCUGGAUGAUCUCUCCAUGCUGGACUUCGGAGCUGGAAAGAGUGUCUCUGCUUUGAGUGGCAUCACUGGUGGCACUUUUGGUCUUUCUGGAGGUGCUUUGGGUCCCACACCUGCUUCUCUACCAACCGCUAACCUGUUCGGGAGCGCUGCAGCAUCCGCCUCACCCGCUGUGGCCCGGGCUCCGGCUGGUACGGGUAGCUCGGCUCCGGGCAGUCCGUUCUUUCACCCAUUCUCAUCUUCAUCUCAAUCCCUCCAGAGCAGCCCGGCAAAGACCUCAGAGCCGAGCCUGGCCAACGUCUUCGUUCCCCUGGAAUCAAUUAGACCAAGUAAACUCUUGCCUGUUACGAUGUAUGAUAAGGACGGAGUUCGGCUUAUGAUGCACUUUGCGAUGGACUGUCCACCAGGUCGGCCGGAUGUUCUGGUGAUGGUCGUGUCGAUGCUCAACACGGCACCUUUACCUGUGAGGAACAGCGUGUUGCAGGCGGCCGUUCCCAAGACUAUGAAAGUGAAGCUUCAGCCUCCGUCAGCAGCAGAGAUCGCACCCUAUAAUCCCAUCCUGCCUCCUGCAUCCAUUAUUCAGGUCAUGCUGCUCGCAAACCCACUGAAGGAGCGAAUCCGUAUGCGCUAUAAGCUGACGUAUCUGCUGGGAGAGCGUCAGUACAAUGAAUCUGGAGAAGUGGAUGAGUUUCCUCCAGCCGAUCGAUGGGGUUCUCUAUAGGAGAUCUACGCUUCAUAAACAUUCAUUCUCAAGUAUUUGCAUUCAGCUGUCCUGUUAUUUAUUAUUUGAAUCAGUGUUAUACUGUAACGUGAAUCGGCUUUCAACGCUUUAUACUUUUGCAACAAAUCAAGAGAGAUAAUAGUUGAAAGUCUUUGAGUGACGCACUGAUUUGUGAUGAAUCUGACAGACGGAGGUUUUCGCUGAUGCUUCUUCGUGCGAAACGUAUUUUCCACCAACAAUGUCUUAAGUUGCAUAUAAAACUUCAUAUUAAAUAAACCACUCGUGAAGUGCAUAUACUGUAAAUAGCACGUAGUGUGAAAAGUCGUGCAAUACAUACGACAAAUUCCAAUUUUGCGUGCAUAUGAUACGCCAAUCCUUCCCGUUCACUUAAUACGGAGCGCCUUUUUCGUGUCGUUUUAUGUAUUUUUAAACCAAUUGAGAAACAAUUACAUAAAACGACACAAAAAGAUGCGCCAUAUUAAGUGAACAGGAAGGACUGGAGUAUCAUAUGCAUGCAAAAUUGCAUGACUUUUCACACUGCGUACUAUUUAUACGCACUUCAUGAGAAUCGUAGAUGAUUAAACCAAACAUUUAGUAUUUAGUUUGACCUCUUGUGCUUGAUGGUUUUCUGAAAAUGUUCUUUUCAAGUUUCACGCCAUGAUUUAUAACCCUUAGUUAUUUUGGUGGAAACUAUGCUUAUCGUGGUAAAUUUGGAAGCUGAGAUGAUACUGAUGAUGUCACAUUCGCCGCUGUUAUUAAAAAGUUCUUGAUUAAACGCUUUUAAAAAACAAACAUGCUGUUUAAUUAGUAGGCAAUCUUUAAAUCUUUAACCCUCGUGAGCUUGAAGAUUGAAUGUUAUUACAGAUGCUGUGAGUUCACACACAUACAGUCGAAAUAGCACGGUCAUAUACAGUUUAUUCUCAUUUAUUUUGGGGUUUUAUUUAUUUCUGUUAAAUAAAGAUCUAAAGUUUACUGAUGUUGAGUUUAAAACAUUACAGUCUGUCUGUGUCUGAUUGUGAAUGAUUAUAACACAUAUUUAGGAUGAAAUGGUCAUAUUUCAUUCUAAAUAAAAAAAUAAUUACAUUUUAAGUUUUGUUUUUUUAAACAGUACAGUUAUUUAGGGAAAUCCAGACAGCAGACGACUCCGGGCCGGAUUCGGCCUGAAAUGAUUACAAUGAUGGUUGUAACUUCAAAAAAUCUACAAAAUACUGUUUUUAUCUUAUUGAUUUUACCUGGAAUAUGACCCAGACCCAGAUUGUUUGUCCAAAUGUUGGAUUAUUAUUAUUAGGAUUUGUUUACUGGGUGAUCUUCACGUUUGACUUUAAAAUAGGUUUAGCAAAUUAUCAAAAACAAAGUCGUCUUGACAUGAUUUGAAAACGGUCUUAUUAAAAGUUAAAAUAGCUGCGAGUACUGCUGAUACAGCACUGAUCUGAGAUCAUUAUGAUCUGAUAUAUGAUCUCUGCACCUUUAUAAAGAAAUUAUAAUGGACUGUUAGUUACUCUAGUGGACUUUAGAUGCAUUAUUGCGCCUAAUAAUCUAAUAAUAUUCUUAAAUGUUAAAUUGCAGCAUCAGAAUUAAUACCAAAAUAAAAGACAAGAGACAUUUGUAUCUAAUCUGAGAGAUUUGUGAUGAUGUAUCUGCUCUCACAUGUUAUCAUGUGCUGCAUUACGCCCACAAAAACAGUUAAGUCUUUAGACGUCAACAUACAGUUGGUCCGUAACAAUAAACUUUCAUCCUACAAACCUCCAAAAAUCAGAUUUCCGGUGUAAAAUUAUAUUUCCACGCUGUUUCUGAAAUCCUGAUGUGGUUGUUUGUCACAAUAUUUGUGUCUUCUGGACUGUGAAGUACACAAAUAUGUGUGUGUGUGUUGAAUAUGAAAUGUAUGUCACAUCUGUACAGUAAACAGAAUAAACCUGUUGUUACUGCAUGCAAAAUAAAAUAUUGAAGCAGA
Molecule: messenger RNA, 4259 nt
Organism: Paramisgurnus dabryanus
Lineage: Eukaryota; Metazoa; Chordata; Actinopteri; Cypriniformes; Cobitidae
Gene: gga3b
Product: golgi associated, gamma adaptin ear containing, ARF binding protein 3b
Biological process (GO): Golgi to plasma membrane transport; intracellular protein transport; protein localization to cell surface
Cellular component (GO): trans-Golgi network
Molecular function (GO): ubiquitin binding; small GTPase binding; phosphatidylinositol binding
Source: RefSeq, a predicted model, not a curated record